Molecule: messenger RNA, 857 nt
Organism: Ornithodoros turicata
Lineage: Eukaryota; Metazoa; Arthropoda; Arachnida; Ixodida; Argasidae
Gene: Prosbeta7
Product: proteasome subunit beta type-4-like
Exons: 8
Coding region: 42-806 (254 amino acids)
Cellular component (GO): proteasome core complex
Source: RefSeq, a predicted model, not a curated record
UCCUGCGGUGAAACGGUGAACAAGCCGCUCAAACAUUCAAUAUGGCGUUCGACAUGUCUGUUUUACCCGGCAGUGGCUCUUUCGGAUUUCAUGGAAACCACACUCCAGCAACAAACUUGUACGAGAUGGGAGGACGUCAGAGAACGCUAUUCCCUAUGACCACUGCCACUUCUGUACUCGGCCUGAAGUUUGACGGAGGUGUCAUUAUUGGCGGUGACAUCCUUGGUAGCUACGGAUCCCUCGCCCGCUUCAGAAAUUGCCCUCGACUUCUAAAAGUCAAUGAUCAGAUCAUUGUUGGAUCAAGUGGAGAUUAUGCAGAUUUCCAAUUUCUGAAGGGUGUUAUCGAGCAGAAAAUUAUCGGCGAUGAAUGCCUCAACGACGGGUUCAAGAUGAAGCCGAGAUCUCUCUACUCCUGGCUCACUCGGGUUAUGUACAACAGGCGGUCCAAAUUUGAUCCUUUGUGGAACACAUUUGUUGUUGCGGGAUUAGAAGACGGAGUUCCGUUUCUUGGCCAUGUUGAUCUUCGUGGAACAGCAUAUGAGGCGUACAGCAUAGCCACAGGUUAUGGCGGUUACAUUGCCCAGCCACUUAUGGCGGAGGCCUACGAAAGCAAAGGAGGGCACCUAACAAAAGAGGAGGCUCGUGAGGUUCUCGUCAAGUGCCUGAGGAUUCUCUUUUACAGGGACAGCCGUGCCUUUAAUAAGUAUCAAAUUGGCACGGUUACCUCUGAAGGCGUUUCAAUCGAGGGUCCCUUCGAGUUAGAUACCAACUGGGAGUCAGCUACCUUUUACAAGCAGGCCGCUUGAAGAUAGACACUGCACUCUUCACCGUUCUUAAUAAAUGUACUUGAAAGAAAA